CUCUCAUCUCAUCGCCUCCAUCCAUCCAAGCCAGUUCAUCUUCAGCUCAGCAGAGAACAAAAUUCCACACAUCCCCCAACCAACGAUCACACUCUCCUUCUCUCACCCCACGUUCCUUUUUCCUCUCCACCUCCCAUAAAGCUCAUCUCUUUCUCUCCCAUCCAUUCUUCUUUACUUGUGAAUCAAUCAAUAGUAUGCCGCUCUGAAGAAUCCCCUGUUUUUUGUUCUUUCUCCUCUCCCUCCCCUGUUUUGGUUUCGGUUCGAGGCAGAGGAACGGUUUGGAAUUUGGAUUCUUCUUCCUCCCCCAACAUCGCCGAUGGAUUCCUCUGUGCUUCUGGACUAUGCUCUCUUCCAGCUCACACCGACUCGAACCAGAUGUGAUCUGAUCGUGUUUUAUGGGGGGAAGCCUGAGAAAUUGGCUUCUGGGCUGUGCGAGCCUUUUGUUGCUCAUCUCAAAUUUGCGAAAGAUGAGUUUGCGAAAGGUGGGUACUCCAUCAAGCUCUGCCCUCCUUCUCGGUUUGCACCGUGGUUCACCAAAUCCACUUUCCAGAGAUUCGUGCGGUUCAUUAGUACCCCUGCAGUGCUGGAGAGGUUUGUUAAGUUAGAGAGCGAAAUUCUGCAGAUUGACGAGAGUUCAGCACAAGCCAACGAAUCACUCUGUCAAAAUGGCGAACCGGAUGAAGGAAAAGGAAAGAAAAGAAAUGAGGAAUCCCCUGCUCCUCCCCCUCAGGAGAAUUCCAAAGUUCAAUUCCAGCGGCUUCUCGAGACCCGGAAAUCGAUGCUUCGACGAGAGCAAGCCAUGGCGUAUGCCCGAGGGCUUGUGGCAGGGUUCGAGCCCGAUAGGCUAGACGAUUUGAUUUCCUUUGCGGAUGCAUUUGGAGCUUCGCGGCUAAGGCAGGCUUGUGUCAACUUCAAGGAGCUGUGCAAGAAGAAGAAUGGAGAUGGUCUCUGGAUGAAGGAAUUGGCUGCAAUGGAGGCUUACUCGCCAGCUGAACUUGCAUUCUCACCGGCUUCAGGGAUUGUGCUGACUAAUGAAGCCCUGGAUGGAUCAAUGGCCGCCGAUUCAUCUCCUGCUCGACAAUCGAGUUUGGACAGCCAAAAAGAUGAAACUACCAAUGCAAAAGCUCAAAUGGGAAUGCCAUGGCCGAAUCAGAUGAUGCCUCCUUACAUGUACAAUUUCCAGCACCUGAAUCAUCCAUAUCAAGGCUACCCAUAUCCUCCUAUGCAGCCUUUCCCUCCUCAGUAUGCUAUGAAUAUGCAAUCCCCUCCAACGAGCCGGAGAAAAUCAAGCCCAGGCAAGCAUCACAGCAGGAAAGGAAGAAGCUAUUCAACUGAAGAGAGCGAGGAGGAGGAGGAUGAAUCCAGCGGUUCUGAAUCCAUCAGAAGCGAUUCAGAAUCCGAAGUUCGGUCAGACAAGAAGCAGCAGCAGCCUUCUUCUCCCGGAGAUGAUGCUCCAGUCAAGAAGAAGCACCACAGGAGGAAGUCAUCGUCCAAAACAGUCGUCAUCAGAAAUAUCAACUACAUCACAUCCAAGAAAAGGAAUGGAGCCUCGGAAGAUUCGUUUUCGGGCGAAGAUGAAGGCAAGCUUGUGAACCAAGUAGUGGAAUCACUGGAGAAGAAGAUGAACACAUCAAAGAACGACAACUGGGAUGCUUUCCAGAAUCUCCUGAUGCGAGACGAGGAGGAGGAGCCGCAGCAGCAGGCUGUUGUAUUAGCCAUCACUGGACCAGAAUACCCUGCCACGGAUUUGGAAUCAUCAGAGAAACUACCAAAGCAGAGGAUUCCUGCAGGGGAUUCAUUUCUCAUGGCGAAAUCAGAUGAGCCACGGGGAGAGAGAGCUGGCCUAGAAGAGGAUUUCAUGGUGGGGAACCAACAACGAUCAAUCGUGAAGAAGAGAAUGGAUUCUGCAGACCAAGAUUUGGUCAUUUCGCGGGGAGUGUACGAAUCAGGAACAGGACUAAUAACUGAUGAAAAUCUAUCUUCAUCCACGGUGAAGCCUGGAAAGAGAGGAGGUGAAGACUGGUUUGUAAUCAAAGGUGCAUCAGUUAACAAUGAAGCAAUGCUCAAUGGAGAUUACCUGCAACUGGAAAGCAGCAACUCGGGUAAAAGAGAAAGUUCCGAGAGGGACAGAUUGGCUGUUGAUGAUUCCUUCAUGUUAGAAGCUCGACCACUGGAAGUUGCUUCUCAUCAGUACGACGAGUCUUCAUGGAGGACCGACAUAGCCAUGUCUGCGGAUUUAACAGCACUGUCUUCCCCACUCGAAAAUGGAGAUAAGAAAGAGAUUAGAAGCUCGAUUGACGACCUUUGCAUGGUGGUGGAAAGGGAAACUGCUUGGUGUACAGAUCAAAGCAUGGACUUAUCAUUCAUGGAAGCAACUAGUACCACCAGGAAACCGACCAGCGAUAAUCCCAUCAAGGAAGAGAACGAAACGAAUUCAACAAAAUCAGAUGCCAAGAACAAGAAGAACACAACGGCGAGAGUUCCUGGAAGAGCAAGAACGGGGACAAUCAACUCAAUCACGAAGAGAACAACUCCGCUGCAGAGUCGGCCAUUGACACAGAAGAGCAAGCUGGAGAGAGAGGAAGAGGCGAGGAAGAAGAUCGAGGAACUAGCACUUCAGCGGCAGAAGAGAAUUGCGGAAAGAACAGCAGCAGCAGCAGCUAGUUCAACUCGAAAACAGAUCCCGAAUCGAAGAUCUUAAAAGAAGACUUCCUACCAAGCAUAUAGCUAAAAUUCAUCAAGAACAUUCAGUGCUUCGUAUUCAUUUGUAUAUUCAAACUAUAUAUUCCAAGUUAUCAAGAAAGAAGGAUUGCUAAUAAAAUGAAAACCUGCGAGGUGUUUGCACAAUUUUUCUUCUUGUUUCAUUCCCUUGGUCGUCAUCGCCGCCGGAAACCUCCCUACUGAUCAGAACCACCGCUUGGGGGAAGCCGACGGGAAGUCCACCGCCGCCAGAGACACCGGCAGAGCCGCCACAACGACCAUGCUAGAGGCGGCACUACGACUAUCAGAGGGAUUCAUCGUCGGCAUCGGUACCUGUCCUACUAAUAUAAGUAAAAAACGACCACAAUAAGCAUUGAGCUGCUAUGGAGAACAGGCCGUCGCCGGCGGAACCCCGGCUUCAUCCACUGUCGGCGGCGCCACCGUCUCUGGAGAAGCCGAUGAGUAUUACAUAUAUAUUGUAUGAUCAGGGGCUCCGAAAUGGAGAUUACUCAGGAGAUUUUUGAAGGCUUACCCCUCGCCGUGGCCCGAUCCUGCCGCCGCCGCCGCCGCCGCACCGAAACUUGUUCUUCCGAAAUUGGCCUUGGGGAAUGUAACUCUUUUCAGUGUGUUCCGGCAGUGAUUCUGCGUGGAGUAUUUUGGAUCGAAUGGGGUUAAUUCGUCGAGACACGAAUUGAGGCCGAAGCUGGAAUCGAGUGGAUGAUGAUUACGAUCUGCUCCGCCGCGAACCCUAAUUCCGCCGCCGCCGUGGCUGCCUCUCCUGCCUUGCGCGAGGACUUUGAGGGUGGGGAAAAUGGAUUGGGUUGUUAUCGGGCCGAUGGUGCGAGUGAUAGGAGUUAAUUGCCGCCGGCGAGAAAACCAGCCUUCCUAGAGCAAGAGACACGGCGGCGCUGACGGUGGGAAUUACGGUUUCCUGUGAAGCAUUAGGGUCGAAGUGAGGAGGGAGACUGUUAAGGAAUGGAGUGUUGCCUUGUAUCAUACGCUGCUGGCU
Messenger RNA from Linum tenue, 3709 nucleotides. Lineage: Eukaryota; Viridiplantae; Streptophyta; Magnoliopsida; Malpighiales; Linaceae. The record is from the annotation of a GenBank genome assembly.